AUGAUGAAUCGAAUUUUAAUAAUUUGUGGCUUAUUGCUCACAAUAAUCACCAGAACAACAUAUUCAUAUAGCAACAGCAACAACAAUAAUAAUAAUAACAAUAAUAAAUUUCUCAGGAGCUUUGUACCCCAGCCAUUAUCCGUAGAUCCAUGUUAUGAUGAGGAUAGACCACGCCGUUGUAUGCCAGACUUUGUGAAUGUUGCUUUUGGCUCAAAAAUUGAAGCAUCAUCAACAUGCGGUGCAAAUAGUCCUGAAACUUUCUGUGAGGUUGAUGGAAAGUGUAACAUAUGUGAUGUUAAUGAUCCGUCAAAGAGCUAUACUGCAUCAGCACUGUCAGAUAUACAUAAUUUACAGAAUGUAACAUGCUGGCGUUCUGAGCCUCGUCCAUUGAUAUCAUCUGCAAAUUUUGGUUUUGAUAAUACACCUGACAAUGUCACAUUGACAUUAUCAUUUGGCAAAAAGUUUGAGCUCACAUAUGUCAGUCUACUGUUCUGUCCGAAUGCAAUUAAACCUGACUCGAUGGCUAUAUAUAAGAGUGCGGAUUAUGGAAAGACAUGGCAACCGUUUCAAUUCUACAGUAGUCAAUGCAAAAAGUUGUAUGGACGUCCGGCAAAGCAACAAAUUACAAAACGUAAUGAACAGGAGGCACGCUGUUUGGAUCACAAUCGAUUUUCAAACGAUGGUAUGAGUGGCAUACAGGGAUCGCGUAUAGCAUUUAGUACAUUAGAGGGACGUCCAUCGGCUGUCGAUUUCGAUACAUCUGCAAUACUACAAGAUUGGGUUACUGCAACCGAUAUACGAGUCAUAUUCCAUCGCCUGCAGAGUCCAUUAGCAGCACAAUCAAUGAAAGCGAAAAUGAAGAGCGAAUAUUUGUCGUCUACGUCGUCAUUGUCAUCGUCAAAGGAAGCCUCAACACUGUCUCCGAACUCAUUUCUAUCUUCUGGAUCAGGCACUUAUGCACUGUCCGACUUCUCCGUUGGUGGGCGAUGUAAAUGCAAUGGACAUGCAUCGCGUUGUAUUAAAAAUGCUGAUGGAGCAUUGGAAUGUGAAUGUAAACACAACACUGCGGGACGAGACUGUGAAAAGUGCAAGCCGUUCUAUUUUGAUAGGCCAUGGGCACGAGGAACUGUUCAGAAUGCAAACGAAUGUAAAGCAUGCAAUUGCAACGGACAUGCUAGACGAUGCCGUUUCAAUGUGGAAUUAUACAAGCUCUCAGGACGUGUGUCGGGUGGUGUAUGCGUGGAUUGUCGACAUGAUACAACUGGCCGUUACUGUCACUAUUGUAAAGAAGGCUUUUAUCGUGAUCCAAGUAAAUCCAUUACUCACAAAAAGGCAUGCAAACCUUGUAACUGUCACGCAAUUGGAUCAACUGGCAAGUCAUGUAACAACACAACUGGUCAUUGUUCAUGCAAAGAGGGUGUGACGGGAUUGACUUGUAAUCGGUGUGCUCGGGGCUAUCAGCAGAGUCGAUCUCAUAUUGCACCAUGUAUUAAAAUUCCUCGAGUAAUUAGCAUGAAUAUGCCACAGAAUACAGCACCUGAGAGCUACUACAACGACCAAACGGAAGUGAGACCCAAAUCGCGUGAAGAUUGCAAAUGUAAAAUUGAAGCACAACGACUGAAUAGCAAAAAAUUCUGCAAAAGAGAUUAUGCAAUACUUGCAAAAGUCGUUGGAUUGGUGAACAGACGAAAUGAUGAGAUCCGUUACAAUCUUAUCAUCCUCCAUACGUAUAAGAAUAGCGAAGGACGAAAUCCGAUUUCAGUGAGAAAUAAUAAGAAACUUCAACUAGUCGUACCUGCAGCAGCAAGCAAUUGUCGAUGUCCGAAUUUGGAUGUUAAUAAAUCGUACUACAUACUUGGCAUGCACUCCAAGCACAGCAAAAAUGAACUCGAAAUCACUAAAAAAUCAAUCGUCAUUGAAUGGCGAGAAGACUUUAAAGGGCGCUUUGAGAAAUUUAGAAGUGAAUGCUACUAA
This is a messenger RNA of Chironomus riparius, 1974 nucleotides long. NCBI's taxonomy places the organism in Eukaryota, Metazoa, Arthropoda, Insecta, Diptera, Chironomidae. The record is from the annotation of a GenBank genome assembly.